AUGCCUCCGCGCCACCAAACACUGCCCCCGGCGCAGACCGCUGCAGCCCGCGAAGCUCUCCAGUCCUUCUACUGCAGCCUCUGCUCCAAGGGCUAUUCGCGUAUGAACGACUAUGAGGCACAUCUCAGCAGUUAUGACCAUAGUCAUAAACAGCGCCUUAAAGACAUGAAGGCCAUGGUUCGCGAUCCGAAUGCCGGCGCCCGAGCCCGGAAAGCCGAAGCCAAGGCCGACGGGCUUGUCAGUAUCAAGCUCGCCUCCAACGAACAGCCGCAACAGGCCGCCCCUACAGGAGGGUUCAAGAAAGGUGGCUUCAAGAAAUCGGGCUUCAAGUCGGCCUUUGCCCCGGCCGACGUCCUGGCUGCAUCUGCGCCAGAUACGCCAAAGUCAAGAAUUGGCCAAGCGCUGGAGGCAGACAGGCUUGCGAAUGCACGCGAACAGGGCACAACCGCUGAAAGCGAUACGGAAGAUGAGGGAUACCAAGUCUACGACCCACGACGUCCGACUGAUUGA
Messenger RNA from Colletotrichum spaethianum, 510 nucleotides. Its product is annotated as G patch domain-containing protein 8. The transcript is spliced from 2 exons. Gene Ontology annotation, molecular function: nucleic acid binding; zinc ion binding. Bases 1 to 510 code for a protein of 169 amino acids. NCBI's taxonomy places the organism in Eukaryota, Fungi, Ascomycota, Sordariomycetes, Glomerellales, Glomerellaceae. The record is from RefSeq and is a predicted model, not a curated record.